UCGCGUUUAUUACCCUAAAUCCGAUAUAAUUUAUCGACGUCUGUUCGAGGCAGUCUUCGACGAACUAAACCCGCUUUAUCCUCCGGUUCCACGUGGUACUCGCGUACCCCGAGUCCUCAAGGAUAACGGAUAUCCGUGUAUGUGCACUUGUACCCGUGUACCUUCUUUCAUAGUCCCCGAAAAGAUAUACAUGUUCCUCUGAAAAUUUGCUCAACGAUUCGUAGUUUGUAGAAUAAAAUACAUAUCGGGCAAUGGAACUUCCCGGCACCUUUAACGUUAAGGAUGAAUCAACGAGGUGUCUGGGAAGGUCUAUUGUCUGGCUGCAAACUGUUACCGUUCCCGAGGCGUACACGAAUAUUUAAAUAUGCGUGUCUGGCAAUUAUCGGCACGUGCUGGUGCGCGUACCUGCACGUCGAGCGAGCUGCAGCGUGCCGAAGCCGAGAUGAAAUUCGAAGAACGCAGGAGAAGGUUCGCGCGCUGGUCGUAUCUAAUCAGCGUGCGCGUUAAAAGCGAGCCGUAUUUUACCGGUCCCGGUGUUCGCAACAGUUCGUCGGUCAGGCUUUCUCGGACAAACCGUUCGCGAGCGGUCCCUUCGUUGGCCCUAGAUUUCCGGGGUCUCUAGUCACUGGGAUUUCGAAGCGUUUCGAGUCGGGUUUCCACGCGUAUUCGUCCGAGACUGUUCAAAAGGGCUCUUCGAGAAGAAAACGAGAACAUCAAAGGGAUUUUCUGUGAUGAUUCCAUCCGCGCUGCACGAGUGGAGCAACGUCCGUCCCGUCGAAAGGAUAACAUAUCGAAAGUGCAGUCCCGCCAAGGAAACCUGAAACAGCAUCGACGUCUACCCGAGCAGAAGGAAGGAAAAGUGGAGCGAACGAAUCGCUCGGGAGGAAGUACCGUCGAUUUCAAUAAUUACUGCUUCGUUGAAAUUGUUUGCGGUGAAACAAGCUCGAGCGCGGCAUGGCUAAGCUGGAGAACGGCGUUUACACGCAGAACGGCUACGUGAACGAGGCCUUCCAGAUGGAGAAUCUCCAAGCUGGAGGGAAGGGGGAUUAUUCGGAUGUCACCGAGAAGACGAAAGAGAACGGGCAGCAAGAAGUACCGACGGAAAACGCAAACACUGUUCGUAAUAUUUUACUUGGAAUAUCGGUGAAUCGCUUUAGUUCGCGAGACGCGGUUAACCAUUGCUUCAAAUACACGAGAGGAGAAUGGGGAGGUGGAUUAGAAUUCUUAAUGGCAUGCAUCGCCACUUCCGUCGGUCUGGGAAACGUUUGGAGGUUCCCAUACACUGCGUACAAUAAUGGCGGCGGCGCUUUUCUCAUUCCUUACAUCAUCAUCUUGAUAUUCGUCGGUAAACCGUUUUACUUCUUGGAGGCUCUUCUAGGUCAGUUCACCAACAGGUCCUGCGCGAAGAUGUGGUCUAUGGCCCCUGCGAUGAAAGGGCUGGGAUAUGGACAAGCAUUCGCAGCGAUGUCCGUCGUUUCUUACUACUGUAGCCUGAUGGCCCUUACGCUGUACUAUCUGGUGGCUAGUUUUCAGGCUGAACUUCCUUGGUCGUUUUGCCGAGAGGAAUGGCAAGGUUACUGCAUCGAUGCAGCAGGAACCAGCAACUACGACAACGAAUCGGGUGCCGCCGAUGAUGGCUCUGUGCGCAGCUCCGCGGAAUUGUACUUCAGGAAAAUAGUUCUGAACGAGUACGAUUCUAUCGAGGACGGCAUUGGUGCUCCUUCCUGGCAGCUGACAAUUUGCCUCUUCUUCAGCUGGACCACGAUAUUUUUCGUGCUCUUCAAGGGAAUAAGAAGCACUGGCAAAGCGGCGUAUUUUCUAGCAUUGUUCCCUUACGUGGUUAUGAUCGCUUUGCUGAUCAGGGCGGUGACGCUGGAGGGUGCCGUCAACGGUAUCCUCUUCCUAAUCACCCCUCAGUGGCAGCAGCUUUGGCAACCGAGCGUAUGGUACGCCGCCAUUACUCAAUGCUUCUUCUCCUUAUCGGUCUGCUUCGGACCCAUCCUCACGUUCUCGUCUUACAAUAAUUUCGGGCACAGCGUCGGCAGGGAUGUAAUGAUAGUGACGACUUUGGAUACUUUCACGAGUUUGAUGGCCGGUUGCACGAUUUUCGGCAUCCUCGGUAAUCUGGCUCACGAAAUGGGCGUGAAGGACAUAUCGAAGGUGGUCCGUGGUGGCACUGGCCUCGCAUUUAUUUCCUAUCCCGAAGCUCUGUCGCGAUUCAAGGUAGUUCCUCAGCUUUUCGCCGUUCUUUUCUUCAUCAUGAUGUACGUGCUAGGUGUCGGUAGCGCGGUAGCUCUCUGCGGUGCCGUUUUCAGCAUUGUCUGCGAUCAUUUCCCCAAAACACCUCAGUGGAAGUUAGUACUCGUGGUUUCUAUCGCAGGAUUCGCCAUUAGCCUCGUCUACGUCACACCUGGUGGCCAAUGGUUCGUGACCUUGGUAGAUUAUUAUGGCGGUACGUUUGUGGCCAUAAUCGUUGGAGUAUUGGAGCUAGUCACUAUCUUCUGGAUCUAUGGACUACCGAAUUUCGUGAACGACGUGGAGUUCAUGCUGGGACGGAGACCGACGUGGUAUUGGAGAUUUUGCUGGGCUUUCAUCACGCCGAUAUUGAUGAUCGUUAUUCUAAUUUAUACUAUCGUCACUUAUGAACCACCUACCUACGACGGUGCAGUGUUUCCUGGAUACGCUUAUGGUAUCGGAUGGUUCUUGUUCAGCCUGGGAAUGAUGUUCAUCGUAGGAUUCGCGCUUCAGAAACUGAUACAGAAGAGAUCGUCGUCGUUGAUCGAAACCAUAAAAGCAGCGUUUAGACCUUGCGAGGAAAAAUGGGGGCCCAGGGAUCCGAAAAUACGCGCGGACUGGAAAGAAUUUAUAGCCGAUAAAGAUUUCAGGUGUCGCGGAGGCUUCGUCGAGACUUUCUUAAAGUGAAACUAGACAAAUCGAAUUUUGUACAGAUUAAAUGUAUAUGCGAUGUAAUUUAUUGAACCCGAGAACUGUUCGUUACCUUCCUUGAUUUCCUCGUCGAU
Nomia melanderi (Alkali bee) is the source of this 3020-nucleotide messenger RNA. RefSeq names its product sodium-dependent nutrient amino acid transporter 1. Gene Ontology annotation, cellular component: plasma membrane. The record is from RefSeq and is a predicted model, not a curated record. Gene Ontology annotation, molecular function: L-amino acid transmembrane transporter activity; amino acid:sodium symporter activity. Gene Ontology annotation, biological process: sodium ion transmembrane transport; nitrogen compound transport; amino acid import across plasma membrane. NCBI's taxonomy places the organism in Eukaryota, Metazoa, Arthropoda, Insecta, Hymenoptera, Halictidae.